UCGGAUACCUGCUUUCUACAGAUGCCAGGAGUUUAAGAAAAAAAAAAACUAAUUUAUCCCGUUUACCGUCUUCAUUGACCAAUAUGGGAAAAGCAAGUAGUCAUUCUCCUGUAUGAUUGGGUAGGAGUGAUGUGAUCUUCAGUAGUCUCUGAAAGUUACGUAUCUCCUUGGUUGGAGGAGGUUAAGCAUCUGCUGCCUGGUCUGCUCUCGACAGUUCUCAGUGCCUCUCGUCUGGUGUUGCGUUAAUAACAGUCUUCCUCGACUAGGAUCCGAGUUCUCGAACAGUCUUGGGAGCUCAGUUAUUUUACCUGCUCACCAUGGAUCGAGACGACUCCAAAGCCAAACCCAGAAGAUAGUGGUUCACGUUUUUGCAAACGAAGAGGACGGAUUUUUCCAAACCCAGUUAGCUGUCUGUCAUAUGCAGUAAAAAUUUCACCCCGGACUCUUUAUUAACUAUAAAUUAUCUGUAUACAAGCAUAAUACCAUGGAUGCAACUAACUGAUAGCAUAUUAUGGGCAACAGUGAGAGUGUGGUGGUGCAAAAGCGACUGUCCCGUUUCCGUCCAGAAGAUCGUCCAGUGAUUGAAGGAGUAUUUGACCGCCUUCAUGGCAAUGUUGUGGUCCCUGCAGGAGCCCUAAAGAAUGUCGAAGCAAUAAACACUCUCACCUUGGAGAUGCUGCAGUCCUCCAUGUGCAUGCUGGAACCAGACUCCAUCAUAAGGAGAUCAUACCAGGGCAUGCGUAGUAUUGACUAUGGAGCAACAGCAUCUGGCAAAGUCAAUACAUCUGCCACUUCAGGAGUGUGUCGCGAGCAAUUGGUCAUCUUCCUAGCAGAUACCCUGCACGGUACUGCAGAAGAACGAGCUCCUCUUGUUAUGGCUAUGUCCCGAGGAGGCGUAUGCUCCAAGGAUGUUACUUAUGAGGAAGUCAAAGAGUUCUUACAGGACCUUAUCUCUGCUGUAGUUCAGAUUAUGGUCCGUAAAGGACUCCUUCAAGGGUGGAAACCAGCCAAAAUGGGUGACGGUUGUCAGUGUGUCAAACUCUUGGUAGAGCAGUUGUGUUCCGAAUUAAAACCCACAGGGAAACAGCCUGAGCUGGUGUGUGAGUUGAAGAAAUUUGGACUGGAGAUAUUUUGGAGAUAUUUUGGGGCUUACCACCACACAACGUGGACUCUGAUACCAGUUCUCCUGAGAUGUUUUAGACUUUCCUCCACAGUGGAGAUGCCCACGAUAAGAGGCACCGAGGGAGGCUAUGAUAUUGCCUGUUUGGAGGACUGGCUGUUUAGAGUACCCCAAGUAUCUUUGUACCUGGAGAUGUUGGUAACUGAGGGACUGAAUGUGUGGCCAAGUGUGCGACCAUCCCUUCCUCUGCUGCCAUCUUGUAAGGAUACCCCCUGGGAGGAUUUACGUUGUCUGUUGGAUAUUCCUACCAUCAUGUUUCUUGCAUCACAGCUGCCUGAUAGAUACAGUGCUCCAUGGAGACUUGUGUUUUCCACAUUGGUGCAUGGUGAGAGCUUCACAAGAAUGGUGGGAGGCCUGACCAAGUGUGGGCCCACCUUGCUGCUCAUCAAAGACUCAAAGGGGUAUAUUUUUGGUGGCUUUGCCUCCCUCAGCUGGGAAGUCAGACCUCAAUUCCAUGGUGACUCCAGAUGUUUCCUGUUCUCCGUAUUCCCCAGACUGAGAGUUCAUACAGCUACAGGUUACAACCAACACUUUAUGUACCUCAACCAGAAUCAGCAGACCAUGCCCAACGGACUGGGCAUGGGCGGUCAGCACAAUUACUUUGGACUUUGGUUGAAUAGCGAUUUUAGACAUGGUCACAGCCGUGCACGGCCAAUUUGUACAACCUUUGGAAGCCCUCAACUCUCGGGGGAUGAGGACUUUAUUUUGGACUCAAUGGAAGUAUGGGCAGUUGGAAAACCUGAGCUAGAGGAGGGUGGAGAAGGUGAGGCAAAGGGGAGUGUCUUGGAUAUGGAUCUAGAGGUCCAGGUCAUGAUGGAGAUGACAAGCAAAAACCUGCACAGUCAAGGUCUGAGGGAGUCAAAUGUCCAGAAGCACUGAAGUCAUCAUCAUCUGACCUUAUGUUAAAUCUGAUGCGCAAGCAAAUGGGAAAUUUGUCAUGUUAUUUUAUUUUUAUUUUACCAAUAACAAGUCAGAAACAGAAUCAGAUUCAAUGGCCAAGCAUCGCCUGCCAGCUCCAAGUGGGACCUACUUUCUGAUGGGGAGGACACAGGAGGUGAGGCUGGGAGACACCACCUCAUCCACGCACACUAUCAGCACUGGGGGACCCCAAAGUUGUGUCCUCUUCCCUUUGCUCUUCGUGCUCUACACAAAGGACUACACCUCAAGACACCCGGCUGUCAAACAUCUGAAUUUCACAGAUGACACCACAGUCAUCGGCCUCAUCAAGAUGGUGACAAGUCUGCGUAUCGACAGGAAGUGUCGAGACUGAAGUUUGGUGUUGCCAACACAUCCUGGCGUUGAACACUAAAGACUGUCAUCUAUAUAUACAGUGAUGUCACAUUUUCCCAGCCUAUAAUUGGAAUUCUUGACGUUUUUUUAAUUGUAAACAAGCAAAGCGAAGCCUGAGAGUGCUUAAGUAGCUUAUACUCAGUGGAUGUAGGAGUACCACCUAAAUAUGAUAAUACAAACAUACUUAGGCUAUGUUCACAGUACAAGUCUGAAUGCCAAAAGGUUUCUUUUUUUCACAAUUUUAAAUACUUCCCAGGCGUCUUAACGUGUGCUUCUCUCUAAAUACACCAUAGAUAUACCGGUGGGUAAAAAAUACCGGGUCAGCCUCCAAUUGGUCAAGUUCUUCCACUUACAAAAAAUGAGAGAGGCCUGUAAUUUUCAUUGCAGAUAUACAGUGGCUUGUGAAAGUAUUCAGCCCCCUUGAACUUUUCAACCUUUCACCGCAUUUCAGGCUUCAAACAUAAAGGUAUAAAAUUAUUAUUUUUUUUUUGUCAAGAAUAAACAAGUGGGACACAAUCAUAAAGUGGAACAAAAUUUAUUGGCUAUUUGUAUCUUUUUUAACAAAUAAAAAGCUGAAAAGUG
Messenger RNA from Syngnathoides biaculeatus (alligator pipefish), 3052 nucleotides. RefSeq names its product MTOR associated protein, eak-7 homolog (gene meak7). Lineage: Eukaryota; Metazoa; Chordata; Actinopteri; Syngnathiformes; Syngnathidae. Gene Ontology annotation, biological process: TOR signaling. The record is from RefSeq and is a predicted model, not a curated record. The transcript has 11 exons. The coding region runs from base 512 to 2059 and encodes 515 amino acids.